GUGGAAAAGCUGUUUCGCAAGAACAUGCCGCUCCUGUCUGCAACAAUUUUCAACAGGUUUCUCUGCUACGAGGGAGCAGAGUGAUCUAUCCUUUGUCUGACUCCCCCUCGGUGAAGAUGUCCCAUUCUUCUCCGGCUGAUGAAGGGACGACUUUUGAGCACCUCUGGAGUACCCUGGAACCGGACAGCAAUUAUUUUGACCUGCCUCAGUCAAGUCACUCCAAUUCAGACGUUCCCAACCGGACAGAGAUCAACAUGGACGUCUACCAGAUGAGGAACAUGAACCAGUCGAUCAUGUCUCAGUUCAAUCUGCUGAACAACACCAUGGAUCAGAGCAUUGGUAGCCGAGCAGCGUCCACCAGUCCGUACAACCCGGAGCACAACUCGAAUGUCCCCACGCAUUCUCCCUAUUCGCAGCCCAGCUCGACCUUUGACGCCAUGUCACCCGCACCGGUCAUCCCCUCCAACACAGACUACCCAGGACAACACAACUUCGAGGUCACGUUCCAGCAAUCCAGCACUGCAAAAUCAGCCACAUGGACCUAUUCACCUUUGUUGAAAAAGCUCUACUGCCAGAUUGCCAAGACAUGUCCUAUCCAGAUCAAAUUGGCCAGCCCCCCUCCACCCGGCACUGUGAUACGGGCAAUGCCAGUGUAUAAGAAGGCCGAACAUGUGACAGAGGUGGUGAAACGCUGCCCCAACCAUGAGCUGGGUAGAGACUUCAAUGAAGGUCAGUCGGCACCUGCAAGUCACCUGAUCCGUGUAGAGGGCAAUAACUUAUCCCAAUAUGUAGAUGACCCGGUGACCGGAAGGCAGAGUGUCCUGGUCCCCUUUGAGCCACCACAGGUGGGAACAGAGUACACUACCAUCCUGUACAACUUCAUGUGUAACAGCAGCUGUGUUGGAGGGAUGAACAGAAGACCGAUCCUCAUCAUCAUCACCCUGGAGACCAGAGAUGGACAAGUAUUAGGCCGGAGGUCAUUUGAAGGGAGGAUCUGUGCGUGUCCUGGCAGGGACAGGAAGGCUGAUGAAGACCACUUUCGGGAACAAGCAGCGUUAAACGAAACCGCGACAAAAAAUGGAAAUGGCACCAAGCGCAGUGAGUGUACGAGAACAUCUUGCAAGCAGAGUCCUCCAGGAGUAACAGGACUAGGGGCAAAUAUCAAGAAAAGACGCCACGGCGAGGAGGAAAUCUACUAUGUGCCUGUACGUGGUCGGGAGAACUUUGAAAUCCUAAUGAAAAUUAAGGAGAGCCUGGAACUGGUGGAGCUAGUGCCACAGCAGCUGGUGGACUCGUAUAGGCAGCAACAACAGCAGCUUCUGCAGCGACAUGCACACAUCCAGUCCCAGUCAUCGUACGGUCCCGUUCUGUCACCGAUGAAUAAAGUCCAUGGUGGAAUGAACAAAUUGCCAUCAGUCAACCAGUUGGUGGGACAGCCCAAUCAGCACAACUCAAACACAGCUCCUGGCUCGGGGAUGGUGAACAACCACUCCAUGCAAUCAAAUGGAGACAUGAAUGGAGCGCAUUCAUCACAGUCCAUGGUUUCCGGAUCACAUUGUACUCCUCCACCGCCGUACAACGCAGAUCCCAGCCUAGUCAGUUUUUUGACAGGACUGGGGUGUCCAAACUGCAUCGAAUAUUUCACAUCACAAGGGUUACAGAAUAUUUACCACCUGCAGAACCUAACUAUGGAGGAUCUAGGAGCACUGAAGAUCCCAGAACACUACAAAGCCGUCAUCUGGAGGGGAAUCCAAGAGCUGAACAAAGGUCACGACUAUGGCGCCCAACAGCUAAUCCGCUCCAGCAGUAACGCCUCCACCAUUUCUAUCGGCAGCUCCGGAGAGCUUCAGCGCCAGCGCGUCAUGGAGGCCGUACAUUUCCGGGUGCGUCACACCAUCACCAUUCCCAACCGGAACGGCGCUGAUGAGUGGGCAGACUUUGGUUUCGAUUUACCCGACUGCAAGACACGCAAACACUCCAUCAAAGAAGAAUAUGCCGAUUCUGACAUCAACUAAAACACUCUACUCGUGGAAAGCCAAGCCAACCAAAAAUAUUGCCCUUGCCGGUGAAUCCAAAACCAAAAUGGCCGAACUGCAGCCAGCCAUAUCUGAAACAAUAAGCCAAAAC
Messenger RNA from Nanorana parkeri, 2127 nucleotides. RefSeq names its product tumor protein p73 (gene TP73). The record is from RefSeq and is a predicted model, not a curated record. Gene Ontology annotation, cellular component: nucleus. Gene Ontology annotation, biological process: protein tetramerization; regulation of transcription by RNA polymerase II; apoptotic process. NCBI's taxonomy places the organism in Eukaryota, Metazoa, Chordata, Amphibia, Anura, Dicroglossidae. Gene Ontology annotation, molecular function: protein binding; DNA-binding transcription factor activity, RNA polymerase II-specific; RNA polymerase II cis-regulatory region sequence-specific DNA binding. Bases 117 to 2015 code for a protein of 632 amino acids. The transcript has 14 exons.